This is a messenger RNA of Phlebotomus papatasi, 2105 nucleotides long. Its product is annotated as neuronal calcium sensor 2. Gene Ontology annotation, molecular function: calcium ion binding. The transcript is spliced from 5 exons. The coding region runs from base 1505 to 2065 and encodes 186 amino acids. NCBI's taxonomy places the organism in Eukaryota, Metazoa, Arthropoda, Insecta, Diptera, Psychodidae. The record is from RefSeq and is a predicted model, not a curated record.
GGACAUUAGGGAGACCUAACACACCCCACCUAGCACCAAAAUGUAAGGAAAAUAUUAUGGGAAAACCAUGGCGUCCAUUGCUCCUUUUUCCACCUUAUCUCCCCACCGUCAUCACUCGUCAUUAUCAUCACCUUUCUUUGUGUAAUUGCGUAUAGCAUAUUUUGAUCAUCUCUCUUACUCUCCAAUGCUCCAAUGCUUUUUAUGAAAGCCAAUCAUUUGCUAUUUCACUCAUACAUUCCGCGGAAAAUCGGUCUUCGCUCCAAACACUCACGGCAUUUCCUUCAGUUAUCGAGUGGACUUCAUUUGAUACGGAACUCUGAUGUGAUUUCAGAGUCAAUAUUGCGCCACAAUAUUAGCAUCAUAUAAUUUUCAAAAAGAAAGGCAUUACUGCAGCUACUGAAAGAGCCUAAACGUAACUCAUCUCCGAAAGGAAACUUAUCAAUUGAUGGAUAUAAGUCACCAGACGGAAAUAAUGUAUCUGUGUUGCGUGCUUGAUUGUUUUUAAUUGAACAAAAGUGGGAAAAAGAGCUCAAAAAUUCCAAUAUAGAGAGCGACUCCUAUACCAUUCGUGAUAGUUCGAAGCACAGUGUUAUAAACAUACAAAGCACACUGAAGCUUUUUUAUGUAUGUUCGCUUUUUAUCAUGUUUUUCAUCAACUUGCGAUAACAUGAAGUGUAUUUUCUGAAAAAUACAGCGAGUGCAAUUAAGUGGAAGUUUUUACCUCUCACCGUAGUCUGUUUUUUUUCCUAGCGAAUUUAUCCCAAAAGCAAAAAGGAAAGAGGAAACAGGUAGUCUAAAGACGAAAUAUCAAUUGCGCUUCGGGAAAAUUCACUCAAAAAAAAAAAUACAAAGUGAGAAAAUUUCUGUGCGUGUUGGUGCUAUUAAAUUUUCAAAUCAACAUACAAAAAAAAAAACGGAACAUAUAUUUGUCAUUAGGACGACUAUUCCAACCCUUGUGUCAUGCUAACAGUUUUCGUAUAACCACAUAUUAAACCGUGUGGAAAACGAAGGAUAAUAUCACAGGAAAAAAUUACCCGCAAUUGAUUUACACUCAUUUCACCGGGAUACAAGGUUCAAAUCCUGGAAAGUGUGACGAAAAAAUUGUAUAAAAGAGAUAAAGACAGGAUUAAAACAGCUUAGACUUGUCUUGGUACCAAAAGGAAAAUCGUAAAGUUUUUUCUUACCUUAAAAAAAAUUGUGUGCAAAAAGUGGCAAAGGAAGUUGUAAAUGUUCAACAGUAUUUCAGUAUUUUGCCUAAAAGCAAAAAUAUCAAUCAAAUCCUUGUUGUGCUCUUUGGAAUCCCCAUUGAAUCUGAGGAAGUGUGCAAAAUGAUUUUAUAAACAAUAAUUUAAGUGUGAAAUUUUAAUUUUCAAAGAAACCUCUAACGGAGAGAACAAUAUCUUUCAACAAAAAAACUCUGCAUUUAAUCUCUCGCUGGAUAUAGAGAGAAAGCAGGAGCAAUACAUUUAAUAGAUACACGAGAAAAUUAUUUUAUUGGAAAAAAAUGGGUUGCUUGGGAAGCAAAGAUCGUCUCACGAAAGAAGACAUGGAAUUCCUCAAAUCACACACGCGAUACGAUGAGGCCACUAUUAAAGAAUGGUACAAGGGUUUUAAGCAAGACUGUCCGAAUGGUCGACUAACUCCAGCCAAAUUUGUCGACAUGUACAAAAUGUUCUUUCCAUCUGGGAAUGCCGAAGAGUUUUGUGAUCAUGUUUUCCGAACGUUUGAUAUGGAUAAAAAUGGAUAUAUUGAUUUUAAGGAAUUUCUACUGGCAAUAGAUGUUACAUCGAGUGGAACACCAGAGGAGAAGUUAAAAUGGGCAUUUAGGAUGUACGAUGUGGAUGGAAAUGGCGUAAUAGAUAUUCAGGAAAUGACAAAAAUUGUUCAGGCUAUUUACGACAUGCUUGGUGCUUGUUCAUCAAAUCGUCCUGCCGAUUCCGCAGAAGAGAGAGCUAAGAAUAUUUUUGCGAAAAUGGACGAGAACAAUGAUGGACAAUUGACACAGGAUGAAUUUCUGAAGGGAUGCCUUCAGGAUGAGGAAUUAUCAAAAAUGUUAGCGCCUUAAGAAGGCCAUAGGUUGUUUACAUUAUACAAAAAAAAAGAAA